Molecule: messenger RNA, 3835 nt
Organism: Musa acuminata AAA Group (dessert banana)
Lineage: Eukaryota; Viridiplantae; Streptophyta; Magnoliopsida; Zingiberales; Musaceae
Product: pentatricopeptide repeat-containing protein At2g17140-like
Exons: 6
Coding region: 5-2656 (883 amino acids)
Molecular function (GO): protein binding
Source: RefSeq, a predicted model, not a curated record
CUCGAUGAACUCCUCCGCCCUAGCGGCCGAACUCCUCUGUCGUAAUGCCGGCAACCCGGCCCUGGCGUGGCGCCUCCUCAGGCACCUCCUCUCCUCCCCCGCCGCGCCCCUCCCUCCUCUCCGUCUCAUUAUCUCUCUCUCCCGCCUCCUCGUCGUCGCCCGCAUGCUCCCCGAGCUUCACCAUCUUCGGCGCCUCAUCCUCCUCCCUCGCCACCCUCCGGCCGCUGUUCGCACUGCCCUCUCCGCCCUUGUCUCCGUCUCCGCCUCCGCUGGCCUCCUCGAUGACGCCCUCGCCCACUUCCGCUCUCUCCGCUCUCAAUUCCCCUCCCACCCUCCUUCCACCCGACUUUACAACUGCCUCCUCAAGUGCUCCCUCCGAGCCCAUCGCGCCGACCUCGUCGAGGUGCUCUACAGAGACAUGCUUCUCGCUGGAGUUGCCCCCGAGACGUACACGUUCAAUAUUUUGAUCUUUUCCUUAUGCGACUCUGACCGUAUCGAGGAAGCCCGGCUGUUGUUCGAUAAUAUGCCAUUAAAGAAUUGCCAGCCAGAUGAGUUCAGCUUCGGGUUCUUGAUCUGCAGGUACUGUAAAGCAGGCCUCAGUCACAGGGCGGUGGAGCUUCUGAAUGAGAUGGAGAGACUCGGGCGCUCACCAAACAUAGUGAUCUAUAAUACAUUAAUUUCUAGCUUUUGCAAGGAGGGGUCCAUUGGUGAAGCUGAGAAGUUGGUUGAGCGGAUGAGAAAAGAUGGUCUUUUUCCUAAUGUUGUCACUUUUAAUUCUAGGAUUUCUGCCCUUUGUAAGGCAGGUAAGGUAUUGGAGGCUUACCAGAUUUUCAGAGACAUGCAGGAGGAUAAUGUGUUGGGUUUGCCAAGGCCGAAUCAGAUUACAUUUAAUCUGAUGUUGGAUGGAUUUUGUAAGGGAGGCAUGCUGGAGGAAGCCAGGGCCUUGGUGGAGUUGAUGAAAGUUGGUGGAUCCCUUACAAGUUUACAGAGUUACAAUAUAUGGCUGUCAGGGUUGGUGAAGUGUGGAAGGCUGCUGGAGGCCCAACAAUUGUUGGAAGAAAUGGUUCAACAGGGUAUAGAACCUAAUUCAUACUCUUAUAACAUUCUUAUUGAUGGUCUUUGUAAGGAAGGGAUGAUUUAUAGUGCUAGAUCAGUGAUGAGUUUGAUGAAAAAUAAUGGAAAGUCACCGGACCCGGUAACUUAUAGCAGUCUACUCCACUGGUACUGCACGAGAAGGAAUAUAUCAGGGGCCAUCAAGAUUCUUCAUGAGAUGACUAGUAGUGGAUGUUUUCCCAACAGUUUUACUUGCAACAUCUUAUUGCAAAACUUGUGGAAAGAGGGGAGGAUUUUGGAGGCAGAGAAACUAUUACAAGAGAUGAAUAAAAAAGGAUAUGGUUUAGGCAUCGUAACAUGCAAUAUUGUCAUAAAUGGUUUGUGUGAAAAUGGAAAAUUGGAUAAGGCAAUUGAAAUUGUUAAUAGCAUGUGGCAGCAUGGAAGUGCAGCCCUUGGUGAACUUGGAAAUGCAUUCCUCGGUUUGGUGGAUGACAGAAAUGAAAAGAAAAAAUGUUGCCCUGGUCUAAUCACCUAUUCAAUUUUGAUUAAUCACUUGUGCAAGGCUGGAAGGUUAGAUGAAGCUAGGAAAUUAUUACUUGAAAUGAUGGGGAGGAAUGUUGCUCCGGAUUCGAUAAUCUAUGACAUUUUUGUACAUGGAUUUUGUAAGCGGGGAAAGGUGUCAUCAGCUUUUAAAGUUCUAAGAGACAUGGAAAAAAAAGCAUGCAGACCAAGCACAAGAACAUACAACUUACUGAUAUGGGGUUUGGGUAAAAAACACCAAAUAGAGGAAAUACUUGACUUGAUUAAUGAAAUGCAAGAAAAAGGAAUCCCAAAAAAUGUUAGAACUUAUAAUAACCUAAUCCAUGCUCUCUGUGAUAGAGAAAUGGUAGAUAAAGCUGCUUCACUUCUAGAAGAGAUGCUUCAUAAUUCCAUUCUUCCUAACAUAACUUCUUUCAGCAUGUUGAUCCGGGCUUUCUGCAAGAUUUCUGAUUUUGAUGCAGCUCAAGCCAUGUUUCAUGGAGCUUUGACUGCAUGUGGACAAAAGGAAGUGCUCUAUAGCUUAAUGUGCAACGAGUGUUUCAUGUAUGGAAAGAUAACAGAGGCUAAGGAACUUCUUCAAAUCGCUCUAGAAAAGGAGUUUUCCCUGGAGCAUUUUCCGUACAAAAGUCUUAUUGAAGAACUUUGCAAGGAAGACAGCAUAGAUGAUGGGCACAGUUUAAUCAAUACAAUGAUUGCUAAAGGUUAUGUGUUUGAUCCUGCAACAUUUAUGCCAGUGAUUGAUGCUCUAGGGAAGAAGGGAAACAAACAAGAGGCUGAUAAACUUUCAGAGAAAAUGAUGGAUAUGGCAGCUCAUCAUGAUGAAUCCAUGGUUUCUUUUUCUGAUCGUCUACAUGGUGACUCAGAGAAUAAACAUCAAAAGCAAAAGCAAGAGCAAGAGGUUUCUCUUGGAAGCGAUUGGCACAAUCUUCUACACAGAGAUGAUGGAAGUGGAAUAGCUAUGAAACUUCUAAAGAGAGUGCAAAAAGGUUGGGGUCAAGGAAGCAUACCAGCCCCACGACCACAGAAUUUUGAUCUUGUUGAUGAGUGGGAGAUCACCAAUUGAUUCAAAUGUGGAAUAAAACGGUUGGUUUUAGCCUGCGCAAAUGUAUCAAAUUUUGCUCCAGAUCCUGUAUUUGAUACUCUCGUGGGUAGUUGGUGCUCUUUAUGCCUUGUUUAUUAAUUCAGGACAUGGCAUUAAACCUCAGCUCCAAACUGUUACCUCAGAGAAGUAUGGUUUCCCAAAAUGGAUCAGUUGCAGACCUUGUUCUAACAUGCCCUGAAAGUCCUUUCAGGAGUUUAGUUUCAUGUGUCGUCAAAGGGGCAAUCCUUAGAAGGGCUUACAUUAUCAUUUUUAAGCUGCAUUUUGUCUUCGACAUCACUUCAAACUGGCACAGGUGUUUUUUCUGCCUUAGGCAUCCUAAAACAAUUUGUGUUUGGAAAGGACAAGAAAACUACUUCAGCAGCAGCAUAUCAAACGAAGCUGUUGGGCUCAGUAAUUAUCAUUCAGUACUCUGGCUUCGGACUACUUAAGCAAAAUACAUACACAAUUGGAGUCAAUAAGAGGAUCCUUUAAGCAAAAAAAAAGGAAUUCAGUCAACAUUGUUUUGACUUGUCAUUUCCACUCAGUGGAUUACAAUGUAUCCCAAUUUUGGUGGAGAGGGAGAAGGGAGGACAACCAUAGGCAGAGGCAACUUGCUGAAUAUUGCUCAUCUUCCAUUGACAAUUCUUGCUUGAUGAAUCCUGGAACUGGUGUGGAUGAGCAUAACAUUGUAUCAUAAAGAAGACCGACUUCCCAUCAGUUCUUCAACGAGAGUCAUACAUCUCAUCAUCACAAGAUUACAUGGUACGAUUUUGUCAAUUUUUGCAAUGAAGUUUCAUCUUCUCUGGAAGAAAUAAUUCAACGCUUGAAACAGCAUAACGAGAGGAUAAUAAACGGCGGACAUGGAUAUGGAUGGUGUUAAAAUGAGUUUUGUUAGAUGUUCCACUUUGUUCAUUUUAAUUAGGGUGUAUAAAGAUCUGCUUUGUUUCAUUUUUAAUACUAGCAUUUGUUCAUCUUGAUAAUAAAUGCUCUUUUUAUUGAUAUUAAUUGCCCUGUAUUUACUUGACUCUAUACUUCCGGAUUACCUUGCUUGGCAGCGUUGCAACAUGAUGUGUAUGCACACUGAUCAAAUGAUUACUUUUAUUUGAUCCAAUUAUUUUUUAUAUUAAUCGAGGCAGUUCAGUUUCAAAAGUUGAUAUAGCC